AUGCCAAAGAGAGCGCGUAUGGAUAGCAUGCGGGGUCCCAUCGCUAACGGACCCCUGCAAUCUAGGCCCCUAGUGGCGUUAUUAGACGGUCGCGAUUGCACCGUCGAGAUGCCAAUACUGAAGGAUGUAGCGACAGUUGCGUUUUGCGACGCCCAGUCCACGUCGGAGAUACACGAGAAGGUGCUGAACGAGGCUGUAGGGGCUCUGAUGUGGCACACCAUCAUCCUCACCAAGGAAGACCUCGAGAAGUUCAAAGCAUUGAGGAUCAUAGUGCGCAUAGGUUCCGGCGUGGACAAUAUAGAUGUCAAAGCGGCCGGAGAAUUGGGUAUAGCCGUAUGUAACGUUCCGGGUUAUGGUGUGGAGGAAGUGGCUGACACGACAAUGUGUCUCAUAUUGAACCUAUACCGGCGGACAUACUGGCUCGCGAAUAUGGUACGGGAAGGAAAGAAAUUCACAGGCCCGGAGCAGGGGCGCGAGGCGGCGACGGGAGGCGCGCGCAUCCGCGGCGACACGCUGGGCAUAGUGGGGCUCGGCCGCAUCGGCUCGGCCGUCGCGCUGCGCGCCAAGGCCUUCGGCUUCAACGUCAUCUUUUACGACCCCUACCUGCCCGACGGCAUCGAGAAGUCGCUCGGCCUCACCAGGGUCUACACGCUGCAGGACCUCCUAUUCCAGAGUGAUUGUGUGUCAUUGCACUGCAGCCUAAAUGAGCACAAUCAUCACCUCAUCAAUGAGUUCACUAUCAAACAGAUGCGUCCAGGCGCGUUCCUGGUGAACACUGCUCGCGGCGGUUUAGUGGACGACGAAGGCCUGGCUACUGCAUUAAAACAAGGUCGAAUCCGUGCCGCCGCACUUGAUGUACACGAAAACGAACCUUUCAAUGUUUUCCAGGGUCCGCUGAAGGAGGCGCCGAACGUGUUGUGCACGCCGCACGCGGCGUUCUACUCGGACGCGUCGGCGCAGGAGCUGCGCGAAAUGGCGGCGUCGGAGAUCCGGCGGGCCAUCGUAGGCCGCAUCCCCGAGUGCCUGCGCAACUGCGUCAACAAGGACUACUUCCUGGCCGGCGCCGCGCCCGUGCUGGGUGCGCCCGCGCCGCCGCUGCCCGCACCCGCGCAGUACACCGACGCGGUCAACGGCGGCUACUACGGCGGCGCACAGGCCGCGCACUCCACCACCGUGCACGAGCCCGCGCUGCCGCCGCAGCCCGCGCCGCCGCCGCAGCCGCCUCAGCCGCCCAUCUCGCUCCCAAUCAAUACUUCGGACCCGGCCAACCACCAGAUGACCAAGCAGGAGAGCUCCGACGUCCACUAG
Molecule: messenger RNA, 1308 nt
Organism: Parnassius apollo (apollo)
Lineage: Eukaryota; Metazoa; Arthropoda; Insecta; Lepidoptera; Papilionidae
Source: the annotation of a GenBank genome assembly